AUGCUGCGCUUCGACCCAGACGGCAUCUUUGGCCAGGUGCGGUACCAGCGCACAGAGUGUACCUCCCCCUCCGCCUGGCGCGCCAGCGCGCCCAUAGAUAUCCAAUAUACACUGUCGGGCAGAUCGUUGACAGUCGACAACGUCGCAUCCCUGGCAUAUGCCAAGGAAGAUGUAGUAUAUAACUGCUGCGGGCUGCCUCUUCGCCAGCUGUACGAGAUCGUCGAACACAUAGAGAAGGCACACGCUAUAUCCCGCAUCGGGUCAACCUCCCCUCCUAAUCCGUUCAAUCAACUAGAGGAGCGCUUAUAUCCGGCCGCCAAGGAGGCCAACUCGUUCCCUGCGUGUCAACCCUCAUAUUCAGACCUUAAUUCCACACUUGAACCGUGGGAUUGCGACCUCAAUGACCGGAUGAGGCUUGAUGUUCAGUCUCUACUCUCAUUCGAUGCUAUGCAUUGCGAUGAAGGGCACACCGCUGUACACACGCCUGUCCAAGCAUCCGUGCCAGAAAAGAUUUCUGGCGCCCCCGGUCUCAGUCUCGACGAACCGUCGAAGCAAGACGCAAUGAAAAUAACGCCCCGGGACGAAACCGCCCCAUCCGCAGGACGGGACUCCCCUCUCACUGCCAUUACCACCUCCACUCCUAGCGUUGCGCCGGUGCUUGACACUGCAGGCCCCAGCUCAGCGCGAGCCGAUGGCAGGAUCACCAUACGUCCGCAACACAAGCCCUGCAAAGCCUUCCAUUGUCCCGAUGUGGGUUGCCGCAAGUCGUACAAAUGCGAUUCCAAACUGGGAUAUCAUUGGCAACGCGGGUCAUGUCCCCACGCUCCAAGCACGGACUUCCAAACCGACACAAAACACGCCUCCAAGAAACAAUACACUACUAUGAUUGAUGUCAAUCCUAAAGGCAUCAUCACUGCCGACGAGGCCCUUCGUCCGAUCGAAUGCGCCGUCGGCAUUUGCACGCGCCGGUACACGCACAUCAACGGGCUCCGCAAGCACUUCCGCCGUUCGGGGGAGCAUGGCGUGGAAGGAUUCCGCUUGAUUGCGUCUGGGGAGCACCCAUCUCUUAAACUCCAGAGCCGUCGUGGACGCGAAGCCGCGCAGGCGGCAGCGGUCGUAUCACUGGAGACCAUAAGAACUCGCGACUGGCAGGCGCGUCAAUCGAACGCGGUAUGA
This is a messenger RNA of Peniophora sp. CBMAI 1063, 1176 nucleotides long. The record is from the annotation of a GenBank genome assembly. NCBI's taxonomy places the organism in Eukaryota, Fungi, Basidiomycota, Agaricomycetes, Russulales, Peniophoraceae.